GUCUUUUUCAUGAAUGCAACCGAUGCAGCAGAUCGAGAUAUUGAGCGCUUGAAGGAUACAUUAGUUGAUAUCGCCUUUCAGCAGUCAACAUGGGGACAACAGAUGCCGAUUGUUUGGGUGCCUCUUGAUUUACAAAUAUCAGAUAUGAGAGCAGAUGGAGUAAAGCUGAUAACAAAAGAAAAACUUUUAGAGAGAAACAAAUCUAAUAAAGAAUUUGCUCUGAAUGAAAGAAGAGUAGACGAUUUCUUAAUUGUUCAACACUCAAUUGGAAAGCUGUUGUAUUUCGAUGAACCUGCUUUAAGAGAUUUCAUUGUCAUUCAACCUUCAGCAAUGGUCAAUAUCCUGAGAGCCUUUGUUACAGACAAAAUGUUUUGGCCAGAAAAAGGACCCGUCCGAGACAUACUGGAAAAUUUAUCAUCUACUGGAGUUCUAAAGAAGACAGACCUGUUUACUCUUUGGUCACAACCAGCUUUCAAAGAAAUUUUGACGGAUGUCAUAACUAAGGAAUAUAUAAUCCAAGUCCUCCUUCAUCUAGAUAUCCUUGUAGAACCUAAACGCUACACUGAAAAAGACGCUGCUGCAGACUUAUUUCUAGUACCCUGCAUUGUGAAGCAAAAGAUUCCAAAACAAAUGCAGAAAAAUGCAACAGAUGACAGAACACUGUGCAUAGCUUAUCAUCUUAAGGAGACAGUGGUUCCAUCUGCUUUGUCGUUCAAACUUAUAGGGGCUGCAAUAAAUAUCUGGUCUCUGAAAGAAGAGGACAAUCGUUUUUGUCUUUAUUUUCAAUCUGCGAUUAUGGAUGCUGACAACAGAAAUGAACUUCAUAUUAAGGUUGAAGGUCAGAGAUUAUUUGCAUACCUCGUCAAUGAUGUGUCAAAACAGCUCAUAUCACCAGAUCUAGCAACAACAACACAGGAAUGCCUGACUUUGGCACUUGAACGAAUUCUUCAGUUUUACCCACGUUGUUUUGGUAAACAAAGUCACCAUUCCAUAUCAGAUCUGUUUGAAAUAGAAGUUGGAGAAAUGUGCAACGGUAAAACGUGUUUAGUACCUUUGACAGAUGCAAGAACAAAAGAAAAUUGGAUAUGCAAGAACAAGAAAAUACAUAAAACAAAAUGUCCUUUGAAUUGGGUUUUUGAAAAGAAUAAGAAGCAUUGUGACUCAAAUUGUAAAGGUCCUGAAACAAAAACACUGGACUUGAAACCAGAUAAUCAUCAUUUCGUGCAACUAGCAAGAACAAUUGGUAUUGGGGACUUCCCUAACUUCUUUAUAAAACUUGGAAUGGAAAAAAAUGAUCUGGAGAACUUAAAUUUUCGUUAUUUUUCAAAUCCUAUGGAUUUUAUGUUGAUGGGGCUCUUUGAAUGGAGGGAUAAAACAGAAAGUAACCAAAUGAAUGCAACAUUCAGAAAACUGCAGAUGGCACUGACGGCUAUUAAAAGACAGCACUAUCUGUGUCAGGUACACAGAGAGGAUCAAACUUUAACAAAAAUAGCUAAUGUUGGCCUACAAGAUGAACCUUCAGAUGACGUAAUUAAUAGUUUGACAGAAAAACAAUUGAUAGGUGAUUGCAUUGUUCACUUAGGCAUUGAAUUAGAACUAAGCAUUAAUAGCAUUAAGGCGACAAUAAAAAACAAUCCAAGGGAUGUUUAUGGUCAAUUUCAUGAUCUUCUCAUCAAAUGGAAAUCUGGCCAGGUAAAGCCAACAAUCUACCGACUAAUGGUAGCUUUGAAAAAUGUUAAAGCGUCUGAUGGACUAGCUUAUGUGAUGAAAACGUAUGAUGUUGAGCCAAACAUUAAUGACAGUUUGGAACAGGAAAAAAAGCAGUUUGACCCUAGUUUAUCAGACCUGAGGGAUAUUUUGGAUCAAAUGAUGACAAAGUUAGUGAUAUCAGUGGAUGACAGACGCAGCAUUGAACAAAAUACUGAUCAGGAAAACACCAUGCUAGAUAUAGUGAUCAAAAGGGGAGAGCCUAAUAAAUCUAUGUGUUUUUAUGUUUUAAUGCAAAAUAGUGGAUACGAAGAUCUAGCAGAAAAAUUGAUGUCUGUUUCAUCCAGCUCAGUGCCACCAACCACUAAAACAGAACUACCAGAUGUUCCCGCUUAUAAAAUACGUCUACAGAAGAAUUACCUAGAAAUAAUCAACACGUUAACACACCACUACAAGUAGAUGUACAACAACAGUGAAAGUGAAAGUACAGAGAAAAGAAAGACACCUGUUUGUUAAGAAAAAGAACAAGUUGUUUAAAUGAUUUGUGUUUUAGAUAUCCAUCUAUGAACAUAACCGUACAGAUUUAUCUACCAACCCUUGAGACAUAAUUCAAUUGAAGUGAAAAGUGCAAUGAAAUAAUAUUUACAAACUGCAGUUGCAUUUGUUAUUAAUGAGUCAGAUAUAGGUUCUUCAUAAAUGUUAAAAGGUUGAUGCAAACUUAUGUUUGUUUUUUUUUAUAUUUGUACAUUUUGAAAGUCAAUUGACUGUUAACCAUGUUAACCAAUAGAUCAAUGCUUCAUUCUGUUGUUACAAACAUUAUGAUACUGUUCCGUGAUAAUAUGAUUGUUCAGUGCAUUCUAAUGUGGAUACUUGAGUUCGAUUUGUUUUAAUGGCAUGUAGAUUUGUGGAUUUUUUCAUGUAGCUCUACAGUCUUAGUAUGAUUUUCUAGUGAAUUUAUUUUGAUCACAUAACAUUCAGGGGCUAUCAUACCUGUCAAAUGACCCCUUUACUGUUGGUAACUUCUGAUAAUUUUGCCCCUUCCUGGAUUUUUGUUGAAA
Molecule: messenger RNA, 2765 nt
Organism: Mytilus trossulus (common blue mussel)
Lineage: Eukaryota; Metazoa; Mollusca; Bivalvia; Mytilida; Mytilidae
Exons: 8
Coding region: 10-2166 (718 amino acids)
Biological process (GO): regulation of apoptotic process
Source: RefSeq, a predicted model, not a curated record